AUGAUACCUGGCCAUCCUCCAGCUUUUGCAGAUCAAAUACAAGCACUCAGAGACCAGGUUGCUAGGGCUCGUAUCUCUAUGAUCGGCAAGAUGGGCCUCAGCCAAGAUUUCUUCGAUACUGAGCCCAACUUCGUAAAUCUAAAGGCUGCCAUUCGUGGAAUUUUAGAUGCGCGCCGGUCAGACUUCAACAGAAACAACCUCACUAAAGUGAUUAACACCUUGCGAAUUCACAAAAUUGCGCCAAUUAUAAGAACAGUAACCGCAAUGGACGCUACGGCUUUGACAACAAAUGGCUCAACCAGCCCUGCAAUUGAUGCAGAAAUAGUUGUGAAUAAAAUUGUAGCUAGGAUGGGACUCUUGUCUGAAAACAGGAAAAUUAGAGGACAUGCAGCUGUUAUCAACAGGCUGGAUCAAUGGAUCGGCAAUCUCAACGCCCCUUGUUGA
This is a messenger RNA of Botrytis deweyae, 444 nucleotides long. RefSeq lists its product as uncharacterized. The transcript has a single exon. The coding region runs from base 1 to 444 and encodes 147 amino acids. Lineage: Eukaryota; Fungi; Ascomycota; Leotiomycetes; Helotiales; Sclerotiniaceae. The record is from RefSeq and is a predicted model, not a curated record.